Molecule: messenger RNA, 1332 nt
Organism: Capsicum annuum
Lineage: Eukaryota; Viridiplantae; Streptophyta; Magnoliopsida; Solanales; Solanaceae
Product: aquaporin TIP1-3
Exons: 3
Coding region: 77-937 (286 amino acids)
Biological process (GO): transmembrane transport; water transport
Cellular component (GO): membrane
Molecular function (GO): water channel activity
Source: RefSeq, a predicted model, not a curated record
AGCAAAACAGAUUAGAAAGAGAAAAAAGUGGCAAUACCAGUUAAAUCUUAACUUUUUCUUCUCCUAGAAAACAAAUAUGCCAAUUCCAAAAAUUGUCAUUGAAAAUUUGAAAGCAAAUAUGGCAAUUCCAAAAAUUGUCAUUGGAAAUUUGAAAGAAAAUAUGCCAAUUCCAAAAAUUGUGAUUGGAAAUUUGAAAGAGGCUAGACAUCCUGAUACCCUCAGGGCUGCCGCAGCUGAAUUCUUUUCCAUGUUUAUGUUUGUUUUUGUAGCUCAAGGAUCUGCCGUAGCCACCAAGUUAACAAGUGGAGGGAAACCCACGCAAGCCGGGCUGAUUUGGGAGGCAAUAGCACAUUCAUUUUCUCUUUUUGUAGCAAUUACUGUGGGAGCAAACAUAUCUGCGGGUCAUGUAAAUCCUGCUGUCACAUUUGGCGCUUUUGUGGGAGGUCAUAUUAGCUUUUGUAGAAGUGUUUUGUAUUGGAUUGCUCAAUUGCUUGGAUCUGUCGUGGCUUGCUUGCUCCUAAAAAUUGGCCAUAAUGGUUUGGAAACAUCAGCAUUCUCUCUCACAGCAGUAGCAAAACCAAUGAACUCAGUUGUUUUUGAGAUGGUAAUGACAUUUAGUCUUGUUUACACAGUUUAUGCAACUACACUUAACCCUAAAAGAGAUUACAUGAGAAUGAUUGCCCCUAUUGCAAUUGGUUUCAUUGUUGGUGCAAACGUCUUGGCUCGCGGUAUUAACUGUGCAUCAAUGAACCCGGCUUUGUCCUUCGGUCCAUCAGCUGUUAGUUGGACAUGGAACAGUCACUGGAUCUACUGGAUCGGUCCAUUUGUUGGCUCAGCCUCCGCUGCUUUAGUGUAUGAAACUAUAUUUAGUGACCAUAACACUUACGAGCAACUCUCCGCAGAUGAUUUUAGAGGAUAUUAUCAUCCAAUAGUUUGAUCCAGAAGCAUUAAGCAGAGCAGAGUAGUUGUGUAUAAUAUUCUUGUGGUUCGGCCCUAGCUUCCUCGAAGCCUACAAAUGUUGGAUAUUCAAGUUGUGGACAGAUUGUGGUUCGACUCUUCGUGAAAACCUGGAAAUGUUUCAAGUUGUGGACAUAAGUUCUUUCAAAAUAUUUUUAGGUCUGUUGGAAUUUUUUUUUGAUUGCUAAACCUUGAAGAAAUAUAAAAGAUGUAAUUUGUCUUGUAUUCCCUGGACUUUUGCUGCUACUUUGAUGCUUUUUGAGGGGUCCGUUAAUAUAGUAUUGGACUAACAGCUCAUUGGCUCUAACUCUUUCUGAUUAACUUAUGUGGGAAAGCAUCUUAAAAUGCUAAAUAAUAGUACUACAUUUCAAAUUA